Molecule: messenger RNA, 784 nt
Organism: Aspergillus brunneoviolaceus CBS 621.78
Lineage: Eukaryota; Fungi; Ascomycota; Eurotiomycetes; Eurotiales; Aspergillaceae
Exons: 1
Coding region: 270-677 (135 amino acids)
Biological process (GO): RNA splicing
Cellular component (GO): cytoplasm; exon-exon junction complex; nucleus
Molecular function (GO): mRNA binding
Source: RefSeq, a predicted model, not a curated record
AUCAAGAUUUGCUUCCUGCUUGGAUUGCACUCUAUUACACCAUUCCAGCCCUUGAAUAUGCUGAGAUCGAAUAUGGAACGGGGUUAGGGCCAGUCACUGAGUGCCGUCGGGAAGUGAGUCCGAUUACCUAAGCACACCGCAAAGCUUCGCAAGGUCCCAUCGCAAGCCUCGGACGGUGAACUGCAAGUCCAGCCAUUGGCCCUCCUCGAACUACGACCUCAAAGCUAUCUCCUUCCUCAGCAUAUAGCUACUACUCCGAUACCACCAUCAUGUCUACGGAAAUGGAAGUCGACCCUCCGGUGGUGCAACAAGAGGAAGAGGAAGAAGCUCCCGCGCAGUCCAGCAACGGUAGCCACGAUCCGAGAACACAGGCGGGAGCCGUCGCAGUACGCAGCAUCGAGGGAUGGAUUGUCAUCGUGACCAACAUCCAUGAAGAGGCCUCCGAAGAGGACGUCACGGACUUGUUCGCCGAAUAUGGAGAGAUCAAGAAUUUCAGCCUGAACCUGGACCGCCGGACGGGUUACGUCAAGGUCAGUUGCUGCUAUCUUCACUUCUACCAUACACGGCAUCACCGGGGCUGGAAAGCUCUGCUAGCUAUUCCCCAUAAACUCCUCUCGUUGCGUCUCAUGGUAUGCCAGAUACUGACUCGUCUGUGGUCAAACAGGGAUAUGCCUUGAUCGAGUACUCCACCCUCCCCGAAGCCUCGGAUGCCAUCAAAGCCUUGAACGGCUCCAAACUACUGGACCAAACCAUCUGCGUCGAUUUCGCAUUCGUUAGACCGCCU